Messenger RNA from Paraglomus brasilianum, 885 nucleotides. The record is from the annotation of a GenBank genome assembly. Lineage: Eukaryota; Fungi; Glomeromycota; Glomeromycetes; Paraglomerales; Paraglomeraceae.
AUGUCGCAUGCCAUAUCUGUUGUGCAGAAGAGACAUCCAGAACAGACACAACGAUUUAAUCAUACCAAAGUGUCACGGAUAAAGUAUCUGUACAGAGAUGAUGACUUUUUGGUUGUAGAUAAACCAUAUGACAUGCGAAUCGAUGGAGACGAUAGCCAAAACCCGACAGGUAAAGAUCUCAGCUUUGUAAAAGAAUGGUUAGAUCUUUACUUAAUGUUUACGAUAAUCAAUGCAGUCGCAUCUGUUCUUUAUCAAUACGAUGAAACACUGCCCACCAUUCUACGCAACGUACAUCAGUUAGACCAUGCAACAUCCGGAUGUUAUUGCUUGGCGUUGAAUAAAAAAGCUGCUAGUAUAGCGAGUACAGCGUUUGCUAGAAGGGAAGUAGAGAAGACAUACCUGGCAAUCGUAAGAGGAUGGACAGAAGACAAUAGGUACAUAAUAGACAAACAGAUUGCGUGCGUACCAAAUAACAGAUAUCGCAUGUGCAUUGGCACGCCAGACAGUCCAGGAAGAACGGCUAAGACAGAACUCGUGACGCUACGCCGCGGCUACUUCGAUCGAAGUUAUUUAGUCUCUCCGUCGUCUCCCCUCAAAGUCACCCUAGUUAGUCUGCAUCCCUUUACGGGACGGCGUCAUCAACUACGACUUCAUUGCCAACAUAUAGGGCAUCCUAUUGUAGGUGAUUGGCACUACGAAAAGGAAAUUAUGGACUACACUGACACUUUCAGAAUGAUGUUACACGCAUACAAGUUAGUAAUACCACUCGGGCAAGAACGAAUGUUGUCUGUUGAAUCUGAAAAUCCCUUCGAGUCACUCGUGAAGGACGUGGAUGAUAUAGAGAUAGGUUCAGAAGUUCCAGCACAGUUCGAAGGAACGGAAUGA